UAAAAGAGUGCCAGUUGCAGUUGCCUUUGCUUUGAUAGUGUCGUGGUCAGGGGGGCCAGCUGAAGCCGCCGAAGGGGCCAAUUUGGGGACGAACUAUCGCGUCUUUGUGCGCGCGAAGAGAAGGCAUCUGUUCUCGUGUUACAUCUGCUUGACGAACGAACGACCAUUUCCUUUAUUUUUGUUUUUAUUCACAAAUACGAAUUUUAUUAAUAAUUAUCGGGGAACAAUUAACAAUUAAAUAAAACGAUGCAAGGCGACGGGUAUAGUAUGGAGCCGUACGUGGACGGCUACAUGGAGCAAGAGGAGGAAUGGGAACGCGAAGGAUUAUUAGAUCCCGCUUGGGAGAAACAACAGAAAAAGACAUUCACGGCAUGGUGUAACAGUCACCUAAGGAAAGCCAGCACUGGCAUCGAUAACAUCGAAGAAGACUUUAGAAACGGCCUCAAACUGAUGCUGCUACUUGAAGUGAUUUCGGGAGAAACUCUGCCAAGACCUGACCGAGGCAAAAUGCGUUUCCACAAAAUCGCCAACGUCAACAAGGCCCUGGACUUUAUCGCCAGCAAAGGAGUGAAACUUGUGUCUAUUGGUGCAGAAGAAAUCGUAGAUGGAAAUCUCAAAAUGACCCUCGGUAUGAUCUGGACUAUAAUUCUACGGUUCGCCAUCCAGGACAUUUCCGUAGAAGAAAUGACAGCGAAAGAAGGUCUACUGUUGUGGUGUCAAAGGAAAACGGCCCCCUACAAAAACGUCAACGUACAAAAUUUCCAUCUCUCGUUCAAGGAUGGUUUGGCCUUCUGCGCUCUGAUCCACAGACAUCGCCCCGAUCUGAUCGACUACAGCAAACUAAGCAAAGAUAAUCCCCUAGAAAACUUGAACACUGCCUUCGAUGUAGCUGAAAAAUAUUUGGACAUUCCAAGGAUGUUAGAUCCUGACGAUUUAAUUAAUACCCCAAAGCCAGAUGAGCGUGCCAUUAUGACCUAUGUCUCAUGUUAUUACCACGCUUUCCAAGGGGCACAACAGGCUGAAACUGCUGCCAACAGAAUAUGCAAGGUACUUAAAGUUAAUCAAGAAAAUGAAAGACUCAUGGAGGAAUACGAACGUCUUGCCAGCGAUUUGCUAGAAUGGAUCAGACGUACCAUGCCCUGGUUAAACUCGAGACAAACCGACAACUCCUUAGCCGGAGUCCAAAAGAAGUUGGAAGAGUACCGCACCUAUAGGCGCAAACACAAACCACCCCGUGUCGAGCAAAAAGCCAAACUGGAAACCAACUUCAACACUUUGCAAACCAAGUUGAGAUUAUCCAAUCGACCGGCUUAUAUGCCUACUGAAGGAAAAAUGGUGUCUGACAUCUCGAACGCCUGGAAAGGUUUGGAAGGUGCCGAAAAAGCCUUCGAAGAAUGGCUUCUAGCCGAAAUGAUGCGCCUGGAACGUCUGGAACAUUUAGCCGAAAAGUUCAGACGCAAAGCCGACGCUCACGAAGAAUGGACCAGAGGCAAAGAGGAAAUGCUCCAGAGUCAAGAUUUCCGCAAUUGCAGGCUCAACGAACUCAAGGCUUUGAAAAAGAAACACGAAGCUUUCGAAAGCGAUCUUGCCGCUCAUCAGGAUCGUGUCGAACAAAUUGCUGCAAUUGCUCAAGAAUUAAAUACUUUGGAUUAUCACGAUAGUGUAAGCGUAAACGCACGUUGUCAACGUAUCUGUGACCAAUGGGAUCGUCUCGGUGCUUUAACCCAAAGAAGAAGACAAGCUCUGGACGAUGCCGAACGUAUAAUGGAGAAGAUCGACAUCCUCCACUUGGAAUUCGCCAAAAGAGCUGCACCGUUCAACAACUGGCUGGACGGUACCCGAGAAGACUUGGUGGACAUUUUCAUUGUGCACACUGUAGAAGAAAUUCAAGGGUUGAUCGAUGCUCAUUCACAUUUCAAGGCUACUUUAGGCGAAGCCGACAAGGAAUAUCAAAGUAUUGUCGGUUUGGUUAGAGAGGUUGAAAGUAUUGUUAAGCAACAUCAAGUGCCUGGAGGUUUGGAGAAUCCUUAUACUACUCUAACUGCUCAUGAUUUGACAAGAAAAUGGGGAGACGUGAGACAACUGGUACCUCAAAGGGAUGCCACAUUGCAAGGGGAACUACGAAAACAACAAAACAACGAAAUGCUCAGAAGACAAUUUGCUGAAAAAGCAAACGCCGUAGGACCAUGGAUCGAACGUCAAUUAGACGCAGUAACCGCCAUCGGAAUGGGACUUCACGGUACCCUGGAAGACCAACUGCACAGAUUGAAAGAGUACGAACAAGGCGUUUACGCCUACAAACCUCAUAUCGAAGAAUUGGAAAAGAUCCAUCAAGCUGUACAAGAGAGCAUGAUUUUCGAAAACAGAUAUACGCAAUACACUAUGGAAACGCUCCGAGUUGGAUGGGAACAGCUUUUGACCUCAAUCAACCGCAACAUUAACGAAGUAGAAAACCAAAUCCUUACAAGAGACUCAAAAGGAAUCACUCAAGAACAACUCAACGAAUUCAGAUCUUCCUUCAAUCACUUUGAUAAAAACAGAACAGGACGUCUCGCUCCUGAUGAACUCAAAUCUUGCCUAAUUUCUCUCGGAUAUUCUAUCGGUAAAGAUAGACAAGGAGAUAUCGAUUUCCAAAGAAUUUUGGCCAUUGUUGAUCCUAAUAGUACUGGUUACGUACACUUUGACGCAUUUUUGGACUUUAUGACUAGAGAAAGUACCGAUACUGAUACUGCUGAACAAGUUAUUGAUAGUUUCCGUAUUCUUGCAGCUGAUAAGCCCUACAUCCUUCCUGAUGAACUCAGAAGAGAACUUCCACCCGAUCAAGCUGAAUACUGUAUACAACGUAUGCCACCCUUCAAAGGACCUGGUGGAGUACCUGGUGCUUUAGAUUACAUGUCCUUCUCGACAGCUCUCUACGGAGAAUCCGAUUUGUAAAUAAACUCUUCCUAAGCUCCAGUGAUAUUUAUUUAUUUAUUUAUUUACUCCAGCUAUAGGAAUAUUACUAUACAAAUAAUCGUUUGCCUUUUGAUCCCCAAUUUAUUAUUUAUUUAUUUAUUUUUUAUAAUCGACGACCUACAAUCACACAAGGUCGAUAAAUGCUGUUUUUCUUGGAUGCAAAAACUGUGCCAAAAACAAAUCGAAAAAACUUUGUCACAAAUAUUUUAUUUGAGAUAAAUUAGUCAUUAGUUUAAAUGUGCCAUUGUAAUUACACAUCUUAUGCUUAGUCACAUAUCAUACUAGGCAACUAAUUUUAUGGAAUUCAAGUGGAAUGUAUAUUUGUAGUUGAUACAAAAUAAAACAAGGGAAAUGUUUAAGCUUUUUCCACCUGAAUUUUAUAAAGUAUUUUUAGACUAAGUAAAUGUGAAAAUUUUUUACUUAUAGCUUGUAACAUUUUUUUUUUUGUUCACUAUUAAUUAAAUAUAGGUUUAUUUUAUUUUAAAUAUUUAAGUAUAAAGUUUAACUAUACAUAUUUAUCGAUUCGUUGAAAUCUAUUAUUUUUUUUUUUAGUCGGUGGAGUGGACUAUAAUUAUAUUUGUAUUAUGUUUUGAUGAUGAUCUUUUUUUUUCUGUUAUAUUGUUUUUGAUAUUAUUUAGGUUUAUUUUUUAAAUGGAAAAAGUGCCACUAAAUCCGAACACAUAUUUUUGGUUUUAGUGGUUUUAUUAUAGGUUCUUUAGAGUUUUCCUUUUAUUUUUAUUGUAUCACAUAAAAUAAAAUAAUAUACAAAAUGGAUUAUGUUUUUCAUUUUCUUAUGAAUGGGUACCUGAUUAAGCAAAAAUAUGUAGUUUUAUAAUAUUU
Messenger RNA from Ceutorhynchus assimilis (cabbage seed weevil), 3795 nucleotides. The record is from the annotation of a GenBank genome assembly. Lineage: Eukaryota; Metazoa; Arthropoda; Insecta; Coleoptera; Curculionidae.